GUCGGCGUGAUAAGAGCGCCGCAGCACGCCGCCGUGUGUGUCCAGGAUGAGGCGUGCACGAGAGAGGAUGGAUCCGCGAUGGGGUGAGGUAUAAAUGGGAAGGCUGCAGAUGAAUUGGACAUCCAUGAAAUUUCCAGCUGCUUUGCUUUGGAAUGCAAACAGCAUCACGCCUUUGUAAAGUAAUCCAUUACUGACAAUUAAUGUCAGACUGCACACCUGAGCAGCUCAAUGCUGCUUCCCGGGUGAAAUACUGUACACGGACAGAUGGCCUUAUAAAAUCCAGCUCACCACAAUACACUUAAAUGCAGCAUAAUGCCUUCAAAAGUGUCCUGUCUAUACCUCCUGACAGUAGUGUGCUGGGCAAGCGCUUUGUGGUACUUGAGCUUAUCGCGGCCGACAUCCACUUAUGUCGGCCAUAUGUCUCUGCCUAUACACAAGACUGUGAAACCUGCCAAAAACACGACAUUUACUAACAUCCGAACACGGCCACUUAAUGAACACACCUACGAGUUUAUCAUCAACGAGCCCAAGAAGUGCGAAGACAGCUCUCCCUUCCUGGUCAUCCUAAUCAGCACCACGCACAAGGAGUUCGAUGCCCGCCAGGCCAUCCGCGAGACCUGGGGCGACGAGAGCACCUUCAGCGACCUCCGCAUCCUCACCAUCUUCCUCCUGGGCAGGAACACAGAUGCUGUCCUCAACCAGAUGGUGGAGCAGGAGAGUCAGAUCUUCCACGACAUCGUAGUGGAGGACUUCAUCGACUCCUACCACAACCUCACCCUCAAGACUAUGAUGGGAAUGCGCUGGGUAGCGACCUUCUGCCCCAAAGCGCAGUACGUCAUGAAAACCGACAGUGAUGUCUUUGUCAACAUGGACAAUCUGCUUUACAAGCUCCUCAAACCCACCACCAAGCCAAGAAAGAGAUACUUCACUGGCUAUGUGAUCCACGGGGGUCCAAUAAGGGACAUGCGCAGUAAGUGGUACAUGUCCAGAGACUUGUAUCCCGAUAGCAAAUACCCACCGUUUUGCUCGGGCACCGGCUACGUGUUCUCAUCCGAUGUCGCCGAGCUCAUCUUCAAGACUUCGCUGCACACCAGACUGUUGCACCUGGAGGACGUGUAUGUGGGUUUGUGCUUGCGUAAGCUGGGUAUACACCCUUAUCAAAACACUGGCUUUAAUCACUGGAAGAUGGCCUACAGCCUGUGCAGAUACAGGCGGGUCAUCACUGUCCACCAGAUCUCCCCUGAGGAAAUGCAUCGUGUUUGGAAUGACAUGUCCAGCAAGAAGCACCUGAGAUGUUGAUGGGGAAUGUCCAUCCACAUGCUUGUUUGCCUUUUGCUCCUUUUUGAACCUCAUCUGUCACAGACUGAUGGAUGGAAUGACAAAAAACAAAAAAACACUGAAGGCUACUGUAAUCAGAUGAAUUAUGUUGAACAUCCAUCCGCGUGUUUAGCCACUAGGGAUGGACAUUUGACUUUAUUUCCUCAAGACUAUGGGGGGAAAUGAAUUACUGUACAAUGUUUCCCCGCUAUGCGUGGGGAACUUCCAAGUAAUUAACAUCCUCCUAAAACAAUUUAUAAUUCCGGUCAAAGAUGAGGACAAAGCUCUACAGGUACACAGAACUCCUCAACUCACUUCAACAUAGUUCCUUGGCGCCGAGACGCCACCAAUGUGAAGUCAGAAUAUAUGAAUCAUGAAUAAACGAGGGAACACUGUAACCAAUUAAUUCCUCUAAAAUCCAAAUAAAUAUUGGAUUCAUCAAUCAUGCCUAUUCUUAAUAGCCACUUUGCACCAAUAGGCACAAUUUGGUUUAUCGUGGUUCAGAUUGGGAAACCCUGCAGUGUGCCCUUUCCUUUUUGAAUAGCUAGCCGAUAUGUUUUGGAGAUGUCGUAAUGCAGUUUUGCAUGGACAAAAACAACAUUUCAGAUAUCCGUAACGACAUUCUUCCUAUCCACAAUUGUCAUUUCACCUAGGACAAAUGACAUAACUUUUCCUUUUGUUAUAAGAAACUGCAGCUAUUUAGCCAGUUGUCCAUUCCGGCUGUUGAGACUCAAAAGGGGAUUCUGAGGUGGGAGUAUCGGCGAGUCGGUCUAUCGUCUUUAACGUAAGAAGCAGAAAGUACACUGAGGCUCGAUACGCGUGGCAAAUCAGUACCCAAUUCAGAUUUCCAUGUACAUUUCCAGUGACACAUAGCCGAUAAAACUGUUUCGACUACUGAACCGCAGACGUCAAGCUUGCAUUGGCGGGGUUUAUUUGAUCUUUGUGUGUACGUUACACUCGUAUUGGAAAAUAUCUGAUAUGCAUCUCGUUUUUUCCUCAUUUUGACGAGGCUUGACUCAGAUCAGAUAAAUUGUCUCACUUGAACUGUGCCAUGUAAAUGCUAGGCGUCAAUCGAGCCAUUCAUAAACCGUUAAUUCAUAAACUUAUACAUGUCGGUUUAAAGACAUCAGACCUUUUCACCAAAACGCUGCUUCUGUUUUCGUGUGGCUACCAAAUCAAUGGCAGAAUCUGUAUGCCAAAUACAUUUUUGAAACAGAACUAUGAGACCACCCUCUGGGUUGACUUCCAAGUGUAAAUCAUUUGGGAUAACAAGUCCACCACAAUGAUCACGCGCAGUUGCAUUCGGUUCUGCCAUCAUUAGAUGACAACAAAGUGGAUUUCGAGGAAUCUAACCCUCUGUGUCUCUCCCUUUGAUGUGGCUCAGCAAUGGAGGAUUUUGGACGAGCAUGUUGGCAAAGUUACCAUGACCAUUCAAAAUUGAUCUAAGUACAAAUUGCCAACUUUUUCAGUCGAGAAUAGCUCCACAGCUAUCUCGUUAGGUCAUUGAAUGAUGUCAGACCGCAGAACAGCAUGGUAAUUACCAUUUUAGCAAUCAAAACACUUGGCUCAGUGUCCCUGGGAUGAGAUUACAAAACAAAUAGUAAAUAAAUCACACACACAAAAAAGUCAGAUUUCACAAGUCACAUGUAUUGGAAAGUAUUGCUGAGUACAAGUCCAUAAUUGCAAGAUGGGCAUGUGACAAUCUAAAUCAGCAACUGAAUGUGCCCCCCAAAAAAUCAAAGAUGUUUAAUUAGCCUUUAAAAGUUAAGGAUGAAUAUGCAAUCUAUUUAUACAUUACUAAUAAUUGUUGAUAGAUAUAAAUGUGAAAGGUUAUUUUCUAUCAGUGGUUCCAAAACUUUUUGGGGAGCACCCCCUUUUGGAGAUUACAUUAUUUUCACCCCCCUGCCCCUCCAGCAUAGUUUUUUGAUUAAUAUACAUAGCUUACGUUUAAAUCAAAACUUUUUUUUCCUGCUAAAAUUGAAAAUUUAAUCUUGAAUUCCUAGUCAUUUCAGUUCCUGGUGUUGGCCUGUGUAGUCCCCUUUCCCCCUCAUCAUAAUGCCGAAUCCCCCAAGGGGGCAUGGCCCCCAGUUUGAAAACCAGUGUUAUGUGAUGACCCUGCAAUUGGCUGCCAUCCAGUAUUAUUACUUACACGGUUGAGAAUGUUUAAAAAAAAAAAAAAGUUUUAUCAUGAUGACUUCUUCUAUUAUUUCUCAUGACAAAUAGUAAUUCUAAAUUAUAGAUUCAGAAAGAAGACUGUGUUCAACCAGUGUACCUGCGCAGCAGCAUGCUCUCAAAUUUCAUUGAAAUACUUCACAUAUGGGCAGCACGGUGAAUCAGCUGGUAAAGCUUUGGCCUCACAGUUCUGAGGUCCCGGGUUCAAUCCCGGACCCGCCUGUGUGGGAUUUGCAUGUUCUACUCGUGCCUGCGUGGGUUUUCUCCGGGCAUUCCGGUUUGCUCCCACAUCCCAAAAACAUGCAACAUUAAUUGGAGACUCUAAAUUGCCCCUAGGUGUGAUUGUGUGUGCGAGUGUUCUGUCUCCAUGUGUCCUGCGAUUGGCUGGCAACCAGUUGACGGUGUACCCUGCCUCCUGCCUGUUGACAGCUGGGAUAGGCUCCAGCACUCCCAAGAUCCUUGUGAGGAUAAGUUGCAAACAAAAUGGAUGGAUACUUCACAUUUGCCUUUACCUGUCACACCAAUUCUCCAUUUUGAGUGCAGUUUUCCAUCAGUAGUAGGACAUUAGGGGAACUUUUUUUGCAAACAGCUACUUUGUAACAAAGGUCACGGAUGAUACAUAUUUCCAACUGCGCCCGGUCAGGACGGACUGAAAUAACUAUUUAGAGUGUCCACUUUCGACGUCCACAUCCAGUAUGUAAUUUCCGCACGGUGAUGCUGUUUCAGGUAGCCGCCAACGUUGGCUCCCACCCCCAGACUGACACCCAUCUGCCCCUGCUUCAGUGUCCUUGAGUGAGACACUGAAGCUCAACUGUCGCUGAGUCGGCGCUUUGAGCUUUCUGGGGCGGAAAACCCUGCAGUGCUCGGAAUGAUUAAAGUGUCACAUUGAGUUGGUCAGUCUUGAACAUUAACCAGUUUAAAAUGAUCAUUUACAAAUCAAUAUGGAAGACAUUCACUUAUGGCAAAAGCAGACUUUCCUCCAGAUCCGGAUCUUAAUUGCUCCUUUCACUAAAUUGUCCAACUUUUAAACAAUUUUGGAGUGAACUAAAACAGAAAUGGUGAGACAGGCCCUCACUUAAAAUUCUGACAGACUCCACCAUCUUGGAGAACGUCUUCCCAGAAGAGUGGAAGCUGUUUUCGCUGCAAGGCAGAGAGUGGCAGGACCAAUCCAUAUUUUAUUCCAUUUUUACUUGCUGUAGGUGUAAGGGCCAGGUUUCCCAAUAUUUUUUUAUCCAUAUGGUGUUGACCUCAUUCAAUCAAUAUCCAGGUCACGUCUCUACUUCCAUGGCUCCGGUAGACCAAAAUUAAGUCCAUCUAUAUAAAUGGUCCCCCCAAAAAAGUGCAAGCAUACAGUAAUUCAAUGUUUUCCAAAUAACAGUAUGGACUAUCAUCAAAUCACAUUCGUGAUUUUACAGUGUUCCUUAGUUUAUGACGUUGUCAGGGUUGUGAUUAUAUCAUCAUUACGCAAUCUCACCUUAAUAUUAAAAUGUGUAUUUUAGUCUCCAAAUGCCCUUCUCAUUGUUCUGUGCCUCAAUAAAGCAGCUGCUCUUGCUCUUGUUCGUUUUAUGGCGGCAAAUCGAUUUGUGCAACAGUUGCUGAGACGUUAAGAGGAUAUUGCAAAUAUAAUGUACGGCAUAUCUGUUGUUGAUUGCAGAAACUUUUGACAUCUUUCGUGUGUCUCUAUGCCAUUCAAGGUCAAAUGUUCAAGUCAAGCUCAUGUGAUAUCUCCCACAGUGUUGUGAUAUAUUUAAAUUCUUUUUUUAUAUUA
Syngnathoides biaculeatus (alligator pipefish) is the source of this 5257-nucleotide messenger RNA. RefSeq names its product UDP-Gal:betaGlcNAc beta 1,3-galactosyltransferase, polypeptide 1b (gene b3galt1b). The coding region runs from base 313 to 1299 and encodes 328 amino acids. The record is from RefSeq and is a predicted model, not a curated record. Gene Ontology annotation, molecular function: N-acetyl-beta-D-glucosaminide beta-(1,3)-galactosyltransferase activity. The transcript has 2 exons. Lineage: Eukaryota; Metazoa; Chordata; Actinopteri; Syngnathiformes; Syngnathidae. Gene Ontology annotation, cellular component: membrane.